UAAAGAUUAGGCAAGCUGCACCGCUUUCAAUAGAAACGCUCUGACAAAAUUUAGUAAUCCUCUUCUGGCCUAUCAGUGACUUCAUAACAAAGUCACCACAGUAACAAGUAAACAUAGUAAACAAGGUCCAAUGAACAUGGACUAACUUGACCAAACCACUCCUCUUUCUGGAAUGAAGCUAUACCAGGAAACCACUCCCUUUUAUAUCUUGGCUGUCAGUUUAAUAUUCAGAGUUUCUAUCUUAUUCACUAUCAGUGAGAGGUGAAAUGGCGCAGCAAGGACUUGAGCUUGACCGGGAAAAAUUCUGCUGUUCCCUCUGUUUGGAUCUACUGGAGGACCCAGUGACUAUUCCCUGUGGACACAGCUACUGCAGAAAAUGUAUUACCAGCCACUGGCGCACAGAGGAAGAGGAGGAUGUCUACAGCUGUCCUCAGUGCAGACAGACCUUCCAAACAAGACCUGCCCUGGUGAAAAACACCAUGUUGGCAGAUUUAGUGAAGGAACUGAAGAAGACAAGACCCUCCACUGAACCAAUUGAUCAUGCUGGAGCUGGAGAUGUGGCGUGUGAUUUGUGCCCUGGGAGAAAACGGAAAGCCAGAAAGUCCUGUCUGCAGUGUCUGGUCUCUUACUGUGAGCAGCACCUCGAACCUCACUAUAAAGUGGUUCCAUUAAAAAAACACAAGCUAAUUGAAGCUUCUGCAAAUCUCCAGGAGAAUACCUGCUCUCGUCACAGUGAGGUGAUGAAGAUUUUCUGCCGCACUGAUCAGCAGUGUAUCUGUUAUCUCUGCGCCAUCAGUGAGCAUAAAGGCCACGACACCGUCUCUGCUGCAGCAGAAAUGACAAAGAAGCAGAGAGAGCUCGGCCCGAGUCGGCAAGAAAUCCAAAGAAGAAUCCAGGCCCAAGAGAAUCAUGUGAAGAUGCUUCAGCAGGAGGUGGAGUAUAUAAAUCGCUCUGCAGAUAAAGCAGUGAUAAAAAAUGAAAAUUUGUCCACUGAGCUGGUCAAUCUCAUCAUGAGAGAAAGCUCUGCUGUCAAGAGUAAGAUCAGAUCCCAGCAGGAUAUUGAAGUGAGUCGGGCCAAAGAGCUUCAGGCGAAGCUGAAGCAGGAGCUUGUUGAGCUGAAGAGGAAAGACACUGAGCUGGGAAAGCUCACACACACACAGGAUCAAAUCCACUUUCUGCACAGGUACAUCUCGUUGUCACCUCUCAAUAAACUUCCUGUCUUACCUACCUUUAAUCCUCAACCUCUGCAGUAUUUUGAUAAUGUGACAACAGCUGUGUCAGAGACCAGAGAUAAACUGCUGAGAAACUACAUUGGGGAAUGGAGGAGGAUCUCACUGACAGUAACGGAAGUGGAUGUUUUACUGCCGCAAAACCCAAAGACCAAAGCUGAAUUUUCACAAUAUGCAGUUCACAAGAAUCAGCUCAUGCUGAAUCCAAACACGGCAAACACACAACUGACAUUAUCAGAAGAUAAGAGAAAAGCAAUCUCAGUGAAAACUGCACAGUCAUAUGGUCAACACCCAGAAAGAUUCAUGCACAAGUCUCAGGUUCUAAGUAGACAACAUCUAACCGGACGUUGUUACUGGGAAGUACACUGGACUGGACUGGGAGUUUCAAUAGCAGUCGCAUACAAGGAUAUUGCCAGAACAGGAACAGAAAGUGUGUUUGGAAACGAUGGCAAGUCUUGGGUAUUAGAGUGUUCCUCCAAUGGCAACUACACUUUCAAACAUAAAGGCAACAAAGUCAACUUUGCAGGCCGUCAGUCCUCCACAAUAGGAGUGUUCAUGGAUCACAAGGCAGGUAUUCUGUCUUUCUAUGAAGUAUCUAAAACUAUCACUCUCCUCCACAAAGUCCAGACCACAUUCACUCAACCACUCCAUGUUGGACUCGGUGUUUGUUAUUUUGGAUCCACUGCAGAGUUUUGUGAAGUCAAGUAAAUGAAUUACAGUUGAUUUCACCAGCAAACAUCAGUUGUUUAGAACAGCAAAUAGAAAUGAAGAUUUCACAAAUGAGAUUACGUUUGAUUCACUGUUACGCAUUUAGUGAUGAAAGCUGAAUCGACAAAUAUCAUAUGAACAUGUAACCCUCUCUGUGGUCUAUAUAUAACAUUUCCUCCUCUGUCUGUUCCAAUUCUCCUGCCUGAGUUAAGUAAGUGAGUUAAGUUUCAUUUUUAAUCACAGCUGAAUAAUGUGUCUUCUACCAGUUGUUCUGUUAGUGAGUUAUGUUUUAAUCAUUAUUUUUGAUUCAUCAGUAGGACAAUGGCUGAUUUUCCAUACGUGUGUAACAUGCUGUUUGUGUGUAUAAAGUGAAUGUAAAUGGAAUGACCAAAACCGAUUCUUCAGUAGUUCUCCUGUUCAUUGUAUAUUUGCAUUAAUGUUGUAAUAUUUUGGAAUUAUCUACCACUGUAUGACCCUCAAUAUAGAAUAUAGCGUACAAAUAUGUGAUAUGUUUGUUUUAUUCCUGUCAUUUUAUAAAUGUGUUUGACUGCAGUAAAAAUGUAAUCGAUAUUUUCAAUAAUCAGGUAGUAACAGGCUGACUGAAUGAAAUAGCGCAUCUGUUGACAAAACGAUUGCUGUACUGAUUGGAUGUGUG
Molecule: messenger RNA, 2592 nt
Organism: Seriola aureovittata
Lineage: Eukaryota; Metazoa; Chordata; Actinopteri; Carangiformes; Carangidae
Product: tripartite motif-containing protein 16-like
Exons: 1
Coding region: 267-1937 (556 amino acids)
Molecular function (GO): zinc ion binding; protein binding
Source: RefSeq, a predicted model, not a curated record